AUGAAAUUUCCUAUUAUGGACGUUAUAUUCCAUGAAAAGCAAGAAGGCUCUCUUUGUGCUCAACAUUGCCUGAACUUCCUCUUACAAGGACCUUACUUUACAGCUGUUAAAUUAAGCACUUUGGCUCAAAAGUUAGACGAAGAGGAAAUAAAGAUGGCAGAAUCUGGGGAAGAAAGUGAAGAGUAUCACAAAUUUCUCCAACAGUCUUCAGGGAAUAUGGAUGAUGUUGGUUACUUUUCUGUACAAGUUAUAAGUAGUGCUUUCCAAGUUUGGGGUUUAGAAUUAGUGCCUUACUCUAGUACUGACAAAAGACUUCUUAGCGAUCCUAGUGACAUGACUGCAUCAUUUGCAAUUUCCGAGAUCACUGGUUUACAAUACGAAAAAUAG
Psylliodes chrysocephalus is the source of this 387-nucleotide messenger RNA. Lineage: Eukaryota; Metazoa; Arthropoda; Insecta; Coleoptera; Chrysomelidae. The record is from the annotation of a GenBank genome assembly.